AUGUGCCCAAAAAAUGCCCGAAAAGCUCAAAACGCUCACAGAAAAAAAUACAAUUUUCUGAAAUUUUCAGACCAGGCCAAAGCUCGAAACUAUGAUUCGAAUCGUCGUUUGAUGGCAAGAAUCGAGAAAUUGAAGGCGAAAAAUGGGCAUCUGAAUGAUAGUGACCAAUCCAGUCAAAAUCAAGAGGAAAUUGCCCGAUUUCAAGCCAAAAUUCAAGGAGCAGCGAAAGAAAUCGAACGUCUGAGAUUGGCGAACGAAACGCUUUCCAACAAAAUGAGCAAUGGAAGUGAUGAACACCUUCAGAAACGAAUAGACGCGCUUACGGUGGAGUUGAAUGAGCAGAAGAGCAAAUUUGCGAAUCUUCACGAAUCCAAUCGUCGAUUGAUAGCGAAACUCGACGUGGCGAAUGACAGAAACAAGGAGUUGCUGAAAAUGGAAUUGGUGACGUUUCGAAACCAGCCAGUUCGAAACCGCGACACUGUGAAAACGGUCAUUUCGAAAUCAUCACCUCCUAACGACUACAUGCCAAUUGCCAAUCUGAAAUUGGAAAUUUCACAGCUUUCGGAGAAUUUGAAGACUGAAAAGAGCAAAAUUGCAUCCCGAGAAGCUGAAAUUCAAAAUCUGACGAAAAUCAACGAUAAGCUUGAAAAAGAGGCGAACAACCUUGUGGAUGAAAAUCGACGUCUUAAAAAUGAAAUACACGAUCUGAAAGAGGAAAUUGAGGAUUCUCAAUGCUCUACGUCUUCUGAAGCCACGUCUUCUGAGGUCUAUGAGGAGAGAUUGAGAAGCCAAGCGGAGAUGAUCAAAGAUCUAGAGGAGCAGUUGAGACAUUCCGAGGAGGGACCACCAGCCAAAAUGCGGAAAAUUUCGUCUGACGGCCUUCUGGAAGAGAAUCAACGUCUUCAGAAGACUAUCAAAAGCUUCAUGGAGGUCCAAGCGUCUUCUGAGAAGAAUUCUGAAAAGAUUCAAAACCUGGAAAAGGAGAUUUCACGUCUUCAGGCAGAAAAUAAGAAGAUUAUCGACGAAUCGGAAAGUGAUAAUCUACGUAUGAUGGAUGAGAAUUCUGAUUUGUUGGAUGAGAUCGAAUUUCAUGUGAAUCAAAUUAGGCUGAAAGAGAUGGUGUUUGAGGCUGAGAAAGCGAAAAUUCUGAAAAAAUUAGAAGCUGAGCAAUCGGAAAUUUCACGUCUUCAGGAGGAAAAUCAACGUCUUCUGGAGGCUCUCAACUCUGAAAAUUCCAAAUUAGAAGCCGCUGAAUCUGAAGCUGAGCAUAGACCUGAAAAUGCGAAAAUUCUGGACGAAAACCGGAAAGUUCUGGAAAAUUGGAAAGCUGAGCAAUCGGAAAUUCUCAUGAAAAUUUCACGUCUUCAGGAUGAGCAUCAGAAUCAAGAACUAUCACAUCUCAGAGAUGAAAAUCAACGUCAAGAAGACGUGAUUCAGAAUCAGCAUCAAGAAAUUUCACGUCUUCAAGAUUUGAAUCAGAAUAGGAAGGAAGAAGUUUCACGUCUUCUGGAGGCCCUCGAAACUGAAAAUACCAAAUUUGAAGCUGAAAAAGCGGAGAUUCUGAAGGAACUUUCACGUCUUCAGGAGGAGAAUCAACGUCUAGAAGACUUAAUUCAGAAUCAACAGCAACGUCUUCAAGACACGAUUCAGAAUCAGGAGGAAGAAAUUUCACGUCUCCAGGAUGAAAAUCAGAAUCCAGAAGUUUCACGUCUUCAGGAUGAAAAUCAACGUCAUCAAGACAUGAUUCUCAAUCAACGUCAAGAAAUUUCACGUCUUCUGGAGACUCUCAAGUCUGAAAAUUCCACAUUUGAAGCCGCCGAAUCUGAAGCUCAACAUGCACGUCAACUGGCAGUGAUCCAGAAUCAGAAGGAAAAAAUUUCACGUCUUCUGGAGGCUGUCAACUCCAAAAAAUCCAAAUUUGAAGCUGAAAAAUCGGAAAUUCUGGCCACGAAAGCCGCUGAAUUGGAAGCUCAUCAUGCACGUCAUCUGGCAGUAGUUCAGAAUCUUUUUCAAGAGAAAAGUCGUAAUUUGGAGACGAUCAGAAAUCUUGAAGCACAAAAAUCCGAUAUUCUGAGGGAGGCGUCGGAGAAAAUCGCCGAAUUAGAUGUACGUCUUCAGACUGAGAUUCAGAAUCGCGAUGAGAAUUCGAAGCUUCAAAAGACAUUGAAAAAGGAUUCUGAGGAUUCUGAAUUUUCACGUCUUCAAGAGGAAAAUGAAAGUCUUCGAGAGACGAUUCAGAAGCAAAAUUCUGAAAUUUUGAAGAAAACGGAAACUGAGCAUCUUAUGGGAGAAUUUCUGAACGCACAAGACGAAACAUCACCUUCUAGAGAGCAGGACAUUGCUCAGAAGACGUCAGAAGACGAGAGUCUUCAAGCAGAAAAUCAACGUCUUCGCGCUGAAAAUCAACGUCUUCGCGCUGAAAAUCUGAGAAUUCUCUCAUCAAAAAACGCCGUAAACGACGAGCUUGAGACGAGACAUUUGAUAUUGCUCAGUGAAAAUGCUUCUCUUCUGGAUUCGGUGAAAAAUGAAGAGGAAAAAGCACGUCAUCUGGAGGCUUCUGAGCACAACCAUGAUGAUAAAAUUCUGGAACGUCUUCCAGAAAUUUCCGGUCGAUCGUCGCCAGAAGCAGUUAGAGCAGCGAUCACAAGAAGCAUCAGUACCGAUCCAGCUAACGAGCAAGCGGAAAAAUCGGAAAAAGUGGUGUUGAUCGAGAAAAUUGAAGCGCUGAACGUCGAAAUUUUUCAUGCGAAACUAGCCAAUUUCGAGCUCCGCCAAAAAGCAGAUCAGACUUGCGGUGAAGUGAACAGGCUGAUGUCAGAGUUGGAGAUUCAUAAAUCGCUGAUAGGAUAUACAGUAACCGAGAAAGAUAUCGUGGAAAAGACACUGAAAAUCAAGGAGCUGGAAGGGCAAAUUGCUCAUCUUGAAGAAUCUCACAUUAAAUUGACCACGGAGCAUCAUGAGAGCUUAGCAUUUGCCUGGGCACAAGUCAAGCACUUGGAUGUGAAGUUGAAGACGGAAAAAGAGAAGUUCGAUGAGAUGGUGUCCCAAAAACUGGGAUUGCUCGCUGAAAAUCCUAUCACCGAGCUCAAGGCAUGCACAGAAUUCGGGAAUUGGAGCGUUAUUUGA
Molecule: messenger RNA, 3126 nt
Organism: Caenorhabditis briggsae
Lineage: Eukaryota; Metazoa; Nematoda; Chromadorea; Rhabditida; Rhabditidae
Exons: 14
Coding region: 1-3126 (1041 amino acids)
Source: RefSeq, a predicted model, not a curated record